UUCAAUCAGUUGCAUUAUCACGAAUGUUUCAGGUUUGGGAUGAUUGGUCAAGGGCACAAGUGUCAGCCAAAUUGAAUGGUCUCGAUGAGGGAUCAAUUUUUUUGGCGGUCCAAGUUGCAAGAAUAUUUUAGUUUUGUCUAUCUCUUCCCACCAAUAUAAAUACCUCCAUAUCCUUCCUAAGCUUUCAUCCUCAAGGACCUACCAGUUCUUCCCCACCUCUCUUUUCCCAAGUAAAAACCUUAAUUCAUCAGUGCACUUGAGUACUAAUGGAGUCUUCAGAGACUCUGAGAAACAAGUGCGCUGCAUGUUACAGACAGUUCAACAGAAAGGAGCAUCUAGUUGAACAUAUGAGAACAUCAUAUCACUCGGUUCAUGAACCAACCUGUGGAAUUUGCAGGAAACAUUGCCGCUCUUUCGAUUCCCUCAGGGAGCACCUCAUAGGGCCAUUGCCAAAGGUAGAAUGUGAAAGGAUAUUCAAGGAAAGAGGAUGUGACCUGUGCUUAAGCAUCUUUAGCAGCCGUGGCACUCUUAGUGCUCAUCGAGAGACUUGCCAGCUCUCCCGCAGAAAUGCUGGCCUACUUCAUCACAUGGCUAACUUGAGCAUUCAGGACCAGUUGAAGACUGACAUCAGUGGAACAAAGGUGGUGGCACUUGCUUGCAAAAUGGUUGGAGGUGGCAGCGAUGGAUCUUUGGAUCUUUGUGCAAGGGUUUGCCUCAUUGACGACCAUGAGAAUGUCAUCUUUCACACCUUUGUCAAGCCUCACAUCCCUGUCACCAACUAUAGAUUUGACACAACCGGAAUAAGACCAGAAUUCUUAAGAGACGCAAUGCCACUGAGACAGGUGUCAAGGAUUAUCCAAGACUUUUUAUGCAAUGGUGAACCAAUUUGGAAAAUCCGAUCAAGGGGAGGAAGGGCAAGGAUUCUUGUGGGUCAUGGCCUGGAUCAUGAGCUUAAAUGUUUAGACCUAGAAUACCCAGCAAUAAUGAUCAGAAACACGGCAAAAUAUCCUCCGUUGAUGAAAACAAGCAAACUCAGCAACUCUCUGAAGUACCUAACAAAAGCCUACCUUGGGUAUGACAUUCAAACUGGUAUACAAGAUCCUUAUGAUGACUGUGUUGCUACUAUGAGGCUUUACAAGAGAAUGAGAUCCCAAGUUCAUAAAAUGGAGGAGUACCCUCUUGCUACUGACCCUCAAAAUAGAAACAAUUUUGCACAAUGGAGGCAAAGUGAACUUGAGAGGAUGACCCCAGAAGAACUAUUUGACCUAUCGAGGUCUGACUACUAUUGUUUUUGCCUGGAUACCAAAGAAAAUGCCUAACUACAGAUGAAGACAUUCAUUUCUUUGAGGAGCAAGGAGAUGCUGAUGAGGAUGAUAGCCGCAACAGUCAUAGGCUCAUAGCUAAGUUAUGGUUUGAGAAACAAUAAAUUAAAACAUUAACGGUUGUCAUUUCUAUUAUAUGAUAUCAUUUAUGUGAAAUAAAAUCAUGUA
Messenger RNA from Diospyros lotus (date-plum), 1490 nucleotides. RefSeq lists its product as uncharacterized. The coding region runs from base 267 to 1319 and encodes 350 amino acids. Lineage: Eukaryota; Viridiplantae; Streptophyta; Magnoliopsida; Ericales; Ebenaceae. Gene Ontology annotation, cellular component: nucleus. The transcript has 7 exons. Gene Ontology annotation, biological process: rRNA processing. Gene Ontology annotation, molecular function: 3'-5' exonuclease activity; nucleic acid binding. The record is from RefSeq and is a predicted model, not a curated record.